GCUAGUAAAGGAUCAUUCCAGCGACUUAGUACCCAAUCCUGUUUAAGCUAACCUAAAAGCAAUGUUAUACUUACUAUACGAGGGUAAACGUCUGUUUGGCUGGCGUCAGUAAGCGUGUUAUUAUGAUGUUGUCCUCAGGUGAUAUGCACUAAGAUUGGUUAAUGACGUUGGUAGCUUGAAUCAACCUGCUAGCCGCUAGCUUGUUGCUGGGACACAACAUAUAGGCAUUUCCCACAGAAGUGAGCGAACGCAAAAAUAUCGCUAAGUAUGGCUUUUUAUGAAGUUUACUCUCAUCCUGCUUUGAUUCGGUACAAAGCAGGUGUUUGCACGAGCGCUACUGUCUUUCUCGUUGUGGUUGCUUGCCUCACUUACAUUUCACCGCUGCUGGUGGCUUACAGGAGCCAAGGUUUCUGGAUUAAAAGGAACACAUAUGAAGAACAAGCAGUAAUUAGGUUCCAGUAUGAGACUCUCCUGGUGGCUGCAACCGGUACAAAUGGUGAUUAUGUGGCGUGGAGCACCUUUCCCCAUCUCAACAACCUGCUUGGAAAGAACCUGAGAAUCCCUGCUGUCUCUGUGAGGGAAGAGGACCGGAACCAGGAUGGAAAGUUGGACCGUCUGAUUUUUCAACUGCAGUUACCACUGGAAGAUGAGGAAAAUGUGUACAGUGUUCAGCUGCUAUUGACCUUCAGCUACCAGCUCUUUACAAAAUCAACGGUAGUGAUGCAGAGCCUGGCCUACGUGCAGCACUCCUCCUCUGUCCCUGGAGCAAAGCUGUUUAUCAGUGGAGACCUGAGGCUGCAGCAGAGAACACCCCUGUUUCACCGUGGACUGUUCAACAUUUACAAUGUGUCUGUGAUUGACGGCUCCAGCCCUUUUGCAAGUGCUUAUGACCUCGAUGACAUAGUGAGGCGCUACCAGGAACGCAACCUGACCACGGUACUUUCCUCUCCCAUGCCGGUCUGGACUACUGGACGGGCUGCUAGUUCUCCUUUCCAGCUUGUUGCAGAAAUUCACUACCCUAUGGAGGUUAUUAGCUAUUAUCCCGGCUUCUGGGAAACCAUCAAGUUUGCCUGGAUCCAGUAUGUCAGUGUUCUCCUGAUCUUUCUUUGGGUCUUUGAACGCAUCCAGACAUUUGUUUUCCAGAACCAAGUUUUAACCACUGUACCCAUAACUACUGGAAAACUUCACCAGCAUUGAAAAUCUGUGACAGGGGUAAUUUCUCAAAUCAAUGAAAUUAAUACAUAUGGAGUAAACGCUGUUCUAUCUGCGAAAAUAAAUAAAUAAUUCCUUCAUAAGGAUAUAUAUCCACAGGAUUGCUGCAGAGAAUCAUCUGGAGGCAAAAUCCACUUUAACAAUCUAAAAACAGAUGAUGUGGGAUUACCCCCCCCCCCACACCACACACACACACACACACACAUACAAUGCCUUAUGGUAGCAUUAGCGGACCUGCGCUCCGCAAAUCGAGACGCCACAGAGACUCGCGACCGCCUGAGAACCCCACUCCUCCACGCUGCCCUGCUGUGAGACGCCGACUAGGGCAGUGCCUGGUGUACGUCAAGUGGACUUUAACCUAAUUAGCAGCUUCCCGUCAAAUCUUGAUUCCUGUCUUCAAAAGACUCCUUCCCUGACCAAAAGAUUGGAGGGACACUCCCUUUAAGCAGACUAUGUGGUUAAUAUUCACCCAUGCGCGUGAGGCGCCACCCACUGCCAUUGAGAGGAACUGCAAGCGCCACCUGUUAACGGAAGAUAAAAUGUCUGUUUUGAUGUUUUGCAAACUCUGUAGAAAUAUUCCAAAUGUAUGCCUUGGUGUCUGCGUCACUUCUCAGUCCUCUGCAAUAUUUUGAAAACUGUUCAUGAUUUGAAAUCAAACAGUAUGAAAUGUUGUAUUGAACAAUAACAACCCAUCUGCCACGACCAAAGUUUAAACAACGAUUCUAUGCGUGAGAGUACAAAGUUGGGAGUGUUUUAUAUUAAUAUUACUUUAAAACCCAUUUACUCAAAUUUGUAGACAAGAUUCAGGCUGAUGGGCGUGGUCUUCUCCAAGUCGGCAAAUCCCUCUUCCUACGCCCUUGCAUCUGGUUUUUCUUCAACCUAACCUGCUUCGUUUCCGCCUGAGGUCCGGAGGAAGAUCACCCCAAAGACCAGCUGAUCUGGGUUCGUGAGUCGACACUGCAAUCCUUACUGUGAUGUACAACAUCAGUGCUUAAUAAUUGUGGGGCUAUUACUAGCUUCAUACCAAAUCCCAACUUUGCCUUCUCUCGCUCUGACUCAACACAUUAAACGCUCACACGCUCAUUUAUUUUAGCCCAGCGACCACACACAUGAUGUUCUCAUUUCCAUUUUCGUACGCCUCAUUUUCUUUCUUUGUUUUACCUUCGGUGUUAUUUUCUUUUUUUGUAGUUUGUAGUUGUCGUCGUGUGUUUUAUUAAAUAUACCGUAAAAUUUCACUCUUGGUCGUAUUUUGUGUGUGUUCCGAUUUUAAGUAAACCUCUGUAACCUAGGACUCAAAAUGUCGUAGAGUGUAGCAACCUCCAGGUAAUGAGACUGAUUUAAAAGGUUUGUCGUCAUUUCACCUAAAGUUAAACUUGUAAAAAGUGACGUGGUACCCUUUUCCGAUACAUUAAUUUGAUUUUAACAAUUAAAUUCUAAAUUUCGAUAAACGGGAAGUAACGCAACCAUCACUCCCGGCUUAUUACUUUCUCUGAAAUUAAGUAAAUUCUUAUUUGACAUAAACUCUACAUAUUGGUGCCCCGUGUGAGGAGAUUUCAAGUUUUUGAAUUCAGAACACACAAAGAUAUUUUCAGGAAGAUCGACACAUCUUGUGCGUGGCACGUCUCAACGUAAUCUGUGGUGAGCAGCAUUCCGUACCAUAGACACAGCGUUGUAGUGCUUGUAAACGUGAGAAAACUAAGAUUAGCCUCUCAGUAAAAUUAGAGCGUUAAUUACUUUGUGGGGUGGGGGGGGCACACGUGGCAUGUGCGGCGGCCGCCAUUUUGCUUGUCUGCUGUGUGUAUUGAGGUUCGUCAUGUGGUCGUUCACGUAACAUUUAGAGACUUCCGUAGUCCGCAAUCUUUGCCGUCCACGUGACGUCAUGUGUCUCUUCUUCGAUUGGUCUGUGCGCUCAACUGCCACCUCAUGGACAUAUGCGUCAUGACGUAACCUCCGACCCCCUCCUUCUCGAAGUUAGCCGUUAGCAACUAACGCGCUAGCAAGCUACUGACGAGCGCAUACAAAGACGCCCGACCAAUCGAUGAUUGUUACUUUGGGAGCAAUAAACUUAGUUUGUAUCUGUCGCACCACAUUAUGCUUUUCUGCUGUUUUGCGAGAGCUUUUCCGCUAGUUUUAACCUCGCGCUGCGCGCCAUGCAGCCUGCAGCCGGUGCGUCGCCGAGCAAUCGCUGGCCGUUUAACUAGACACUAAGGUACUGCAUUCACCCACGAUUGCAAGUGUUCUUCCAUCCAUCCAUUUUCUACCGCUUAUCCGGGUCGGGUCGCGGGGGCAGUAGCUUUAGCAGGGACGCCCAGACUUCACUCUCCCCAGCCCCUUCAUCCAGCUCUUCCGGGGGGAUCCCGAGGCGUUCCCAGGCCAGCCGAAGGACGUAGUCUCUCCAGCGUGUCCUGGGUCGUCCCCGGGGUCUCCUCCCGGUGGGACGUGCCCGGAA
Phycodurus eques (leafy seadragon) is the source of this 3661-nucleotide messenger RNA. RefSeq names its product transmembrane protein 231 (gene tmem231). Lineage: Eukaryota; Metazoa; Chordata; Actinopteri; Syngnathiformes; Syngnathidae. The transcript is spliced from 7 exons. Gene Ontology annotation, cellular component: ciliary transition zone; ciliary membrane. Gene Ontology annotation, biological process: regulation of protein localization; cilium assembly. The record is from RefSeq and is a predicted model, not a curated record. The coding region runs from base 268 to 1197 and encodes 309 amino acids.